AUGAUUGAAGACGCGUUAAAAGGAGAUUCUGACGCGAAGAGCAUCGCGGCGAAGUGUCGGGCGUGUCCGGGGACGCUGUUGUUGAGCGCGGCGAAUAUGCGCGCGCACGCGGCGAGCAAGCGACAUCGAAAGAAUUUGGAAAAACUCGGAAGGGCGAACGACGAGACGUUCGUGUGUUUUUAUCCCGCGGUGCGCGAGGAUGAUGGAAUCGUGAGCGACGGGGAGGCGGAGACGCACGCUGAACGCCUGGCGCGAUUGCGGGCGCAAAAAAUUUUACGCUCGGCGGAGGGCGAGCGGGCAAAGGGUGGAAAGUUUUCGCUCGAUCAGUUUGAUUCUUCCGGUGACGAAGCCUCUGAUGAUGAGUCGGACGGCGAUGACGACGCGAAAAUGACGAAACGCUUGGCGAAGAAGGAGUUCGCGAGAAAAGUGAGCGAUAGCGCGCCCAAGGAGAAGGAGAAACGUUCGAGGCGUCACGCGCAGAGCAAACGCAAAUCCGGCAAGAGCAAGCCUGGGAAGAGGCAGCGCAUGGCGAUGAAGAGUGCGACGUGA
Messenger RNA from Ostreococcus lucimarinus CCE9901, 549 nucleotides. RefSeq lists its product with no specific name. The record is from RefSeq and is a predicted model, not a curated record. The coding region runs from base 1 to 549 and encodes 182 amino acids. The transcript has a single exon. Lineage: Eukaryota; Viridiplantae; Chlorophyta; Mamiellophyceae; Mamiellales; Bathycoccaceae.